AUGCAGCUCAAGAACCUGAUCUUCGCCGCCGCUACUGCCGCCGCUCUCCCGGCCACCGACGCUGCCACCAACCAGCCCUUCGGCGUCAUCUCCAUCCACUCCGGCAGCGGUGUUCAGUAUGCUCCCUUCAACGCCGCCCUUGGCAGCAUCUUCGCCGGCCUCAAGAGCCAGAACGCUAGCUGCUCCAACCCCCAGGACCAGACCGCCACCUUCUUCCUUGACAACGGUGCUCUCUACCUGUACGACCAGUCUGAGACUCCCCAGGAGCUCUACGUUGACCGCUCCGGCAUGGGCCAAGGCAAGAUCGGAUACACCACCGGCGCUCAGCCCGCCCCCAAGAACGGUGAACGCCAGGGCUGGUCCAUCGACCAGAACAACCACCUGCAGUUCGGUGGAAAGGACCUGAUUGCCUGCCCCAACAGCAUCCAGGGUGCCUGGAGCAUCUGGGCCGAUGCUGGUGUCGAGAAGCCCGGCUGGAACGAGGGCUGUGAGGGUAUUGCUGCCCGCGUUGAGUACAGCAAGAACCCCAACGUUUGCUCUUACACUUCCAACUAA
Messenger RNA from Aspergillus luchuensis, 555 nucleotides. RefSeq names its product cell wall protein PhiA (gene aspf34). The record is from RefSeq and is a predicted model, not a curated record. The transcript has 2 exons. Bases 1 to 555 code for a protein of 184 amino acids. NCBI's taxonomy places the organism in Eukaryota, Fungi, Ascomycota, Eurotiomycetes, Eurotiales, Aspergillaceae.